Molecule: messenger RNA, 1544 nt
Organism: Carica papaya (papaya)
Lineage: Eukaryota; Viridiplantae; Streptophyta; Magnoliopsida; Brassicales; Caricaceae
Product: basic helix-loop-helix (bHLH) DNA-binding superfamily protein
Biological process (GO): regulation of transcription by RNA polymerase II
Cellular component (GO): nucleus
Molecular function (GO): protein dimerization activity; DNA-binding transcription factor activity, RNA polymerase II-specific; RNA polymerase II cis-regulatory region sequence-specific DNA binding
Source: RefSeq, a predicted model, not a curated record
UAUUAUAUCACACUUUCAUGUUAGAUAUAUAGAACACAGCUAUUAUAUCAACAAAGCUUUUAUAUCUCUCAACUUCUCAGAAACAAAAACAAGGUUGUAUAUACAUAUAUACACACAGUAGUAGUCCUAUAUAGUUUGCCAUGGGGGAAGAGUUUCAUGCCGGGGUUUGCGGUGAGACAUGGUGGAAUUCCUCGAAAAACGUGUUCGCCUCUCCGUGUUCCGUUGGAAUUGGUGGUGAUUUGAUGGGUGGAAGUACUAAUUUUUUCUGGUCAAGUUUUGACGUCUUGGACAUGAAAGCCAAAUCGUCUUACGAAGAAGAAGAUGUGGCUAAUAUUACUACUGCUGUCACUGAUACUUCCACUAAUACGAAAAAUAGUAGUUCAGUGUCAGCUGAUGGUGUUUUCCAUGUUCAAAAGCUUCAAGAAGCUGCUGCAGAUUCAGAUUCCACCCUGCAAAUGAUGGGUUUUGGAAUUUCUUCAUCUUCACCUUCAACAUCAGAUUGGAACCAAUCCAUACUUGGGAGAUUAUCAUCAUCUGAAAGUAAUUACAGUUCCAUGAUGCCAGAAGACAUGAAUAGUAUUUCAAGGUUGCAGCAGAGUUACAGUGAAUCCUCCAUUAACGAAAACAUCUUCAAGCCAGUAUAUCUUCAUCAAGACUUUUCUUCUUCGUCAUCGUCUUCUUCAUCAGCCUCUUAUGGGUUCCCUAAUUCGACAUUGUUGCAAACCUUAUUUGAGUCUGCACCAACUCAUGAUGACCCUCCACCUCCUCCUCCUCCUCAUCAUCAUCAUCAUCAUCAGCUACUAAAUAACCGGUCAAUGAACUAUAUGUCAACCUAUACAAACUGUAAUUCGCAAGAUCAGUUGUCUCCUUCUAAUUGGUCAAAAACUGUAUCUCCAUUGUUGAAACCUUCACUACCAAAGCAGCAGUUCUGGAACUCAUCAUCAUCAUCUUUCCCGGCGCCUUUAAACGACAUAAUCAGACCCAGGCUUUCUCCCUCGUCUCAGUCUCAGUUUCUUGUUCCUUGUUUCCAAGAAAAGUCAAACUGCUCCAAACUUACCCCCAAGUUGAGCACUGGGGAAAUCCGUGAUUCAGGGUCAGCGAUGAAGAAAGCAAGCAGUGAAUUACCUGUGUCAAAAAGGCCUAGAAUUGAAACACCAUCGCCAUUGCCAACUUUUAAGGUUCGGAAAGAGAAGUUAGGGGACCGAAUCACUGCUCUUCAGCAAUUGGUUUCGCCUUUUGGAAAGACUGAUACUGCUUCUGUUCUCCAUGAAGCUAUUGAGUACAUCAAGUUUCUCCAUGAUCAAGUCAGUGUUUUAAGCAAUCCAUACAUGAAACAAGGAGCUCCCACUCAACUACACCAACAGGGUUGUCAUGAAAAAUUGAAGGAGGCAGAAGGGUCAAUUAAACAAGACCUAAGAAGCAGAGGACUUUGUUUAGUGCCCAUUUCAAGUACAUUCCCGGUUGCCAAUGAAACCACUGCUGAUUUUUGGACACCAACUUUUGGUGGAACUUUCAGGUAGAAGAAGAUAUAUAUAUAUAUAUAU